UCAAGAUGGCGGCGCCACCGCUCGUCAGCGCCGACACGUGGGGUGCGUCUAUUAUGUCUAUGGCUUUUACAGCACCUGAAGUGUCGUAAAGGAAACCCGUGGUCCGACUUAUCUCCUUCAUUUUGAAGCGAUUUUUUAACGUCUUGUAACAUGAAUGCUUUAUUGUUGGUUUAUACUCUUUUGUAGCAGCUCGGUAACUGUUACAGGAACACUUUAAUGGGCGGAAGCUAACAGAGAAGCCUUUUGGAAACAAUGGCUGCAGAUGACGAACAAGAACCGUCGUGUUUAAAAGAAAAUGGGCAACUAAACAUAAUCCUGCAUUCUGCGGUCAACUCCAAUACUCAGCUGCUACCAGACACAUCUUUAAUCUAUAAUAAGAAAGGUUUUAAGGCAAAGAAAAAUAUAGAGUCAUGUGAGAAAAAACAGACAAAACUGAAAUCCUUUCAUUGCGAUGACUGUGGUAAAAGGUUCAACAGGAAAGAAAGUUUAGACAAUCAUGUGCGAAUCCACACUGGAGAGAAACCGUUUGGUUGUGAUGUUUGUGAACUGAGUUUUAGGAAAAAGACACAUUUGAAGGCGCACAUGAGAACACACACAGGGGAGAAACUGUUUGAGUGUGCAGUGUGUGGGCAAAGCUUUAGCCAUCAAUCCACUAUAAACACACACAUGAGAACACACACAGGACAGAAGCCUUUUUGUUGUGAUGUCUGUGGAAGAAGGUUUAGUCAAAAGACGCAUUUAAAAAAACACAUGGGAAUCCACACGGGACAAAAACCAUUUGGUUGUGAUGUUUGUGAACAAAGAUUUAGCCAAAAGACAAAUUUAAAACGGCACAUGAGAGUCCACACGGGACAGAAACCCUUUCAAUGUGAUUUUUGUGGACAAAGUUUUAGCCAUAAAUCAACUUUAGACACACACUUGAGAAUCCACACAGGACAGAAACCAUUUGGGUGUGAUGUUUGUCUGAAAAAAUUUAGCCGAAAGACACUUUUAAAUGCUCACAUGCGAAUCCACACAGGACAGAAACCAUUUGGUUGUGGUAUUUGUGGUGAAAGCUUUAGCCUAAAGACACAAUUAAAGCAUCAUGUUAGAAUUCAUUCAGAACCAAAACAUGUUGAUUGUGGUGUUUGUGGGCGAAGAUUUGGUGAUCUGUCAACUUUGAACAGACACAUGGGAAUCCACACAAGACUCACACCCUUCGAUUGUGACGUUUGUGGGAGAAAAUUUAGCCGUAAAACAAAUUUAAACAGACACAUGAGAAUCCACACUGGGGAGAAACCAUUUUGCUGUGAUGAUUGUGGACACAGUUUUGGUUACAAAACAAGUUUAAAUAAACACAUGAUAACCCACACAGAAAACAAGGCAGCACAUGAUUCCAACCAAGAAAAAAACUGUUUAGCUGUAAAAAUCAAGACAACACCAAGAAAUCAAAUAGAAAUCACAUAAAUUAGAAACAGACAAUUCCACAGUUUGUUGUUCAAUAGUAGUGUGGAAAUGUGUUGUCACUAACGUCUGUGGUUUUAUUUGGUUAAAUGUGUGUAUAUAUAUCUCAGCUUUUUUCUUUAUCAGUUCAAGUUUAUAUAGCGCCAAAUCACGACAAGAGUCGUCUCAAGACACUUCACACAGUAAACAUUCCAAUACAGGUCAAUUCAUUAAGCCAAUCAGAAAAAAGUUUCCUAUAUAAGGAACCCAGCAAAUUGCAUCAAGUCACUGACAAGUGUCAGUGACUUUACAGCAAUCCUCAUACUAAGCAAGCAUGCAGCGACAGUGGAGAGGAAAACUCCCUUUUAACAGGAAGAAACCUCCAGAGAAUCCUGGCUCAGUAUAAGCAGCCGUCCACCACGACUCACUGGGGAUUAAGAAGACCGAGCAGACGCGCACACACACACACACACACACACACACACACGCACACACACACACACGUGUAAUGUUUCAAUGGUUACAUUGUGGUUUCUUAGUAAAUAUUCUAUUAGAUGAGAGAUCAACUUUAUUGUAUUUAUCCUAGUGAAUCUGUAAUUAAACGGGUAACUUUUGAUCUUUUA
Nothobranchius furzeri (turquoise killifish) is the source of this 2045-nucleotide messenger RNA. The record is from RefSeq and is a predicted model, not a curated record. NCBI's taxonomy places the organism in Eukaryota, Metazoa, Chordata, Actinopteri, Cyprinodontiformes, Nothobranchiidae.